CCCAUUAAGAACAGCUAAUUAGAUACAUUAGAUACUAAUAAGAACAUUAUAUCAUAUGUGAUCCUGGACCACAAAACAAGUUUUAAGUCGCUGGAAUAUAUUUUUAACAAUAUCCCAAAAAUAAAUAAAUAAAAUAAAGUAUGGGUCAAAAUGAUCAAUAUUUCUUUUAUGCCAAAAAUCAUUGGGAUAUAAAGUAAAGAUCAUGUUCCAUGAAGAUAUUUGGUCAAUUUUCUACCGUAAAUAUAUCAAAACCUAUUUUUUUUUACUUCAAAGGCGAUUUUGUAUUUUCAUUUUUUUGCACCCUCGGAUUCCAGAUUUUUCAAAUAGUUGUAUCUUGGCCAAAUAUUCUCUGAUCCUAAUAAACUAUAAACCAAUGGAAAGCUUAUUCAGCUUUCAGAUGAUGUAUAAUCAUUUUUUAUAAAUGGACACGUAAGAUUGUAUUUUUUGGUCCUGGGUCACAUAUGCAAAUGCAGUGUAAAGGAGGAGGAUCCAAAACUGUAGUGGGACGAUUCACAAAUAGAAUAGUUAUUAGUGGAUAGUCUUCUUAGAUCAGACACUGAACCACUGAGGAAAAUGUUUGACAUGUUUGUCUUAUUCUGUUUGUGCUGGUGCUGUCAGAUUGGUGUGUUUGGUGCAGAAACAAAUGAAAUCCAGACAGUGUCAGUGAUGGAGGGAGAUUCUGUCAAUUUAAAAACUAAUGUUACUGAAUUACAUGAAGAUGAUGAAAUAGCAUGGAAAUAUGGAGCUGAGAAGUCUCUCUUAGUUAAAAUCAGUGAUGAGAAAAAAAUCUCUUCCACAUAUGAUGGUCCUAAUGGUAGAUUCAGAGACAGAGUAAAAGUGGAUCCUCAAACUUUAUCUCUGACCAUCACAAACAUCACAACUCAACACGCUGGACUCUAUGAACAACAGAUAAGGGGAGCGAGACUGUCAUCAAAAACAUUCAAUGUUUCUGUCUAUCCUCACCUGCCUGUUCCUGUCAUCAGCAGUAACUCUUCACAAUGUUCAUCUUCAUCAUCAUCAUCAUCAUCAUCACAGCAGAAUUGUUCAUUGUUGUGUUCAGUGGUGAAUGUGGGUCAUGUGACUCUCUCCUGGUACAAAGGAAACAGUUUAUUGUCCAGCAUCAGUGUGUCUGAUCUCAGCAUCAGUCUCUCUCUACCUCUGGAGGUGGAAUAUCAGGAGAAAAACAGCUACAGCUGUGUGAUCAACAAUCCCAUCAGAAACCAGACCACACAUCUCAACAUCACUCAACUCUGUUACACAUGUUCAGGUGUGUUUGGUGAGACAGUGUCAGUGAUGGAGGGAGGUUCUGUCACUCUAAAAACUGAUGUUACUGAAAUACAUGAAGAUGAUGACAUGGUGUGGACAUUUGGAACUGAAAACAGUGUUUCUGUCUAUGCUAGUCUGCCUGUUCCUGUAAUUACCAGAGACUGUUCAUCAUCAUCAUCAUCUUCAUCACAGCAGAAUUGUUCACUGGUGUGUUCAGUGGUGAAUGUGGGUCAUGUGACUCUCUCCUGGUACAAAGGAAACAGUUUAUUGUCCAGCAUCAGUGUGUCUGAUCUCAGCAUCAGUCUCUCUCUACCUCUGGAGGUGGAAUAUCAGGAGAAAAACAGCUACAGCUGUGUGAUCAACAAUCCCAUCAGAAACCAGACCACACAUCUGGAGAUCAGCGAACACUGCAGCAACCAGAAUCAACAUCUGGAUAUCAAUCAAGUCUUUCACGCAUGUGCAGGUAUGGGAGUGCUGAUAUUAAAGUUAAUUCUUUGGGCUGACCUCGGUCUAUUGUUGUGGAUCAGACUCAAUAACUCACAUCAAUGUAUCUGACAGUGCUGAUCUCUGUUGCUUCUGCUGGAUCUCUGUUGAUCGUCACUGGAUAUGGGAUCUUCUGCAUCUGCUGGAAAUGUAGAAAAACUGGUCAACAAGGCAAA
Messenger RNA from Carassius gibelio (silver crucian carp), 1925 nucleotides. RefSeq lists its product as uncharacterized. The record is from RefSeq and is a predicted model, not a curated record. The coding region runs from base 574 to 1821 and encodes 415 amino acids. The transcript has 5 exons. Lineage: Eukaryota; Metazoa; Chordata; Actinopteri; Cypriniformes; Cyprinidae.